CAGACGCACUAUACGCGAUAAUUAGCCGCGGAUCCGUUAACGGGAAUAACCGGAUUAUGAGGAUCUGAGGAGGGGGAAAGUCGCCAGAAUCCGGUGUCGUACAAGGCGAAGGGGAUUAAGUUCCGCGUCCUCACUCCUCCGGUCGCCGUCAUGGGGAUCGACCGGCGGCGGAGAGCAUCCCUGGCUCUCACCUUGAACUUCCUCGCCCUGUUCCUGGCCGUGUCCGCGCUCACCACCAGCUACUGGUGCGAGGGGACGCGCAAAGUGGUGAAGCCCUUCUGCACCGGCCCGGUCACCACCAAACAGGCGUUCUGCAUCAGGUUCAACAGCUCCAACAUCAACGACACGAGGCUCGUACAGUACAUCUGGGAAACCGGGGAGGAUAAGUACGUGAUGAGGAAGUUUCAUACCGGCAUCUGGUUCUCAUGUGAGCAGAACAUCAACAUGACCGGUGAAAAAUGCAGAAGCUUCCUUUAUGUCGCACCUACAAAUGAGAGAGGAGUGCUGUGGCUGUGUAUUGUUGCCGAGUGCCUGUACAUCCUUCUGCUGGCGACCGGAGGCAUCCUCAUGUCAAUAGAAGUGUGUCAGUUUGGGAAUGUCAUUGACGGCCUCAAGCUCAACGCCUUUGCUGCCAUAUUCACUGUGCUCUCAGGUCUGUUAGGUAUGGUGGCCCACAUGAUGUUUACCACAGCCUUCCAGCUCACUGUCAGCCUGGGUCCAGAGGACUGGAAACCCCAGACAUGGGAUUACAGCUGGUCAUACAUUCUAGCUUGGAGCUCCUUCACAGCCUGCAUGGCGUCCUCAGUCACCACCAUCAACCGCUACACCAAAACCAUCCUGGAGUUCAAGCACAAGCGCAGAAACAUCGAGAAGAACUUGAAGAUCAAGCAGAAGUUGCUGGAGUUGGACUCUCCAGAGCAGGUGUGGGACAUGUACAUCAGCUCUGUGCCGAGCACUGCCGAGGAGCUGCUGGACCUGUCCUCCAACGGACGCAAACUGUCCAACACCUCCAUCUUCCUGGAUCUCAAUGACCUGCCCGACCCACAGGGGGAGGAAUACUGCUAGAGGGGGCAACAUGUAGCAUCCGAAACUUGACCAGUAACAAUGGUGUAAUUACUGUAAACAAAAUGUAACCACAGUUGAGAGGAAGUGAACUGAGUCACAUGGAAACGGUGAUAGCAAACAGAGCUUUAGCAUCUGAUCUGAGUCGUGUUUUUACAACGUAUUUAAAGUAGAAUAUUCAUCUUUCUUUGUGUUCUGACUUGUUUUUAACCUAAUCCUGAGAA
Messenger RNA from Sphaeramia orbicularis (orbiculate cardinalfish), 1286 nucleotides. RefSeq names its product gsg1-like 2b (gene gsg1l2b). Gene Ontology annotation, cellular component: plasma membrane. NCBI's taxonomy places the organism in Eukaryota, Metazoa, Chordata, Actinopteri, Kurtiformes, Apogonidae. The transcript is spliced from 5 exons. The coding region runs from base 151 to 1065 and encodes 304 amino acids. The record is from RefSeq and is a predicted model, not a curated record.